UUUGAAACUGCAAAGUCUCUCGCACUGCACGGGGCAUAUGUUAUCCUGGCCUGCAGAAAUAUGUCAAGAGGCAAUGAUGCCGUACAACGUAUUCUUCUGGAAUGGCAUAAAGCCAAGGUAGAAGCAAUGACCUUAGACCUUGCUUCUCUUCAGAGUGUGCAGCACUUUGCUGAAGCAUUCAAAUCCAAGAAUGUGCCUCUCCACAUCUUGAUCUGCAAUGCUGCCGUGUUUGGUGUUCCCUUUGUCUUGACGGAGGAUGAGCUGGAGUCCACCUUCCAGGUGAACCACUUGGGACACUUCUACCUCGUCCAGCUUCUGGAAGAUGUUUUACGUCGGUCGUCUCCUGCUAGGGUGGUGGUGGUGUCCUCCGAAUCACACAGAUUUACAGAAAUUAAAGACUACUCUGGAAAACUCGAUUUCAGUCUGCUUUCUCCGUCUAAAAAGGAGUAUUGGGCUAUGUUGGCCUACAAUCGUUCCAAACUUUGCAAUAUACUGUUCUCCAAUGAGCUGAACCGACGCCUUUCUCCCCAUGGGGUGACGUCUAACUCAGUCCAUCCUGGAAAUAUGAUUUACUCCUCCAUUCAUCGUAACUGGUGGGUGUAUACCCUGCUGUUUACCUUGGCUCGACCCUUCACCAAGUCCAUGCAACAAGGAGCGGCCACAACUGUGUACUGCGCUACGGCUGCGGAGCUGGAGGGCCUGGGAGGGAUGUACUUCAACAACUGCUGCCGCUGCCUGCCGUCGCAGGAGGCGCAGGGCGAAGCGACGGCUGCAGCCCUGUGGGAGCUGAGCGAGAGGCUGAUCCAAGAACGAAUUGGCAGGCAGUCCAAAUAACAGGGAGCUCCUGGAAGGAUCAAAACACACGAGUGUGUGCACGCUCGAAAACUGCCAACACUGGAACCUGUCCAAUCUUAUCAUCUAGAGGGUUUCCAUAUACCUCAGAUACAGAUUAACCAGUGUUAAAUGAAAUAAUAGCAGUCACAACAUAGUGAAAAAUGUUAAGUACUAAUGGGAAAUGGGGAAUACUGCGGGUUAAAGGGACAAUGCGGCUUCCUGGGGCUUAGUUAGUCUCGGUUCUCUUUCUUUUGAUUAUAGCCUGUUCAAAGUGUAACCCAAGGAGGCAUCUUUUGUCUUAUUUUAGAAAAGCAAUGCUGCAGAUAUUUUCUGUUGUUUUGAUUGAAGGGUAGGUACUUAGCCUAAUAUGGGAUUUCCUCUUUAUUUUGAUAAUUACUGUCUGUUAGGCUUUAGGUAUUGACUGGGAGAUGGUAGCUGUGUUGAUUCUUUUGCCUACAAGGAUUUUACUGGGUGUGGCAAAUGAAAAGAUUAUUAAGGAAAGAAAUCUUUCGUGCUCUUGACUGCUGGCUGCAAAUACAUCUGCACUGUCAGGAAAAAGAAGGUGCAAGGAGACAUCUGAACAGAAAUGGUAAAGUCACAGCUAAUUAAAUCUUUCUGGGUUUUGUUUUCCUAAAAGAUUAUACUAAAAACAUAUGUUUUAAACCAUUCCCUAAAUACUGUAGAGUUAGCAAAGAUGAGGAUGUCUCCUUAAGAACACACAGAGUGUAAUCAGGGGUUUAAAUGGUAUUUCCAUCCAUUUCUCAGUUCACAGUUUUAAGGAGUUGGGUUUUUUUCUUUGAAAGUUCACAGUUUCUCAGUUCUGCUGAUACAGUAUCCCCUUCCAAAUAUCUUUUUUCUAACAAUUUAAAUUCAAUAAAACAACAUGCUUGAAUAUUGUAA
This is a messenger RNA of Pezoporus flaviventris, 1734 nucleotides long. RefSeq names its product WW domain containing oxidoreductase (gene WWOX). The record is from RefSeq and is a predicted model, not a curated record. The coding region runs from base 61 to 834 and encodes 257 amino acids. Lineage: Eukaryota; Metazoa; Chordata; Aves; Psittaciformes; Psittacidae. The transcript has 5 exons.